AUGGAGCUCCAAUUUCAAUUACACCAAAAUCUUGACCAAUCUACAUACUCCUAUGAUGAUCAUGUCCCAGUAGUCUCCAAAACAACUAAAUCUAAGGGGAGGAGUCCUCUCAAAACCAAGAAAACCACCACUGCCGCCGCCGCCGCCGCCGCCACUGCUGCGACGAAAUUCGUGGGUGUUCGCCAGCGCCCGUCGGGGCGAUGGGUCGCGGAGAUAAAGGGCACGACCCAGAAGAUCCGGAUGUGGCUCGGCACCUUCGAGACGGCCGAGGAGGCUGCCCGCGCCUACGACGCGGCGGCUUGCCUCCUCCGCGGCGCCAACACCCGCACCAACUUCCUCCUCGCCGACUGCCCUCCGCCCGAUUCCGCUCUCACGUCGCGAAUUCACGCGCUCCUCCGCCUUCAUCAGCUCAAGAAGAAACAUGCUCAACCAAAUCCUCCUCCUCCUCCCCCUCCUGUCUCCACCAUCACCACCGCUACAACCACCGUAUCUUUUGCGUCCAUUGCAACAGAAAAUGAAAAUGUUCCUACCCAACUGUCUGAUGAAGAAGUUUAUAGGCCGUGUUUUCUAGGAGAGUUCGAUCAGCCGGGUUCUACAAACCAGCCGCCAUCCGAUCACUCGUGCUCGUUCGUGUCGACCGAUAGUGGAUUUCACCGGCUUCCGCCGGCGUAUGGUGGAUUCGAACUCGACGAGAUUUGCGCCAGUGAUCGUAGCACAAAUACGAGUACGGAGAUGUCAGAAUUCGAGAGGAUAAAGGUGGAGCGGCAGAUAUCGGCGUCGCUCUACGCCAUGAACGGCGUGCAGGAGUACUACGAUAUCUUGCACAACACCUACUGCGGUGGCGGCGACGAAGACGCCGCGUUGUGGGAUCUCCCACCUCUUUGCCAUUUAUCGCAGAACUUGAUCAGAAUCGAUACAUCUUAAUCUUUUUAAUUUUUCUUUUCUUAAUAGUUAAUUUUCUCUUUAGUGCUUAAUUUGGAAAACCAAUUCCAUGCAAUACUUGUAUGCAUGAGAUAUACUUGGAGUUGUCAAUCAAUGUAAUUAGU
Messenger RNA from Ananas comosus (pineapple), 1046 nucleotides. RefSeq names its product ethylene-responsive transcription factor RAP2-11-like. Gene Ontology annotation, molecular function: DNA-binding transcription factor activity; DNA binding. NCBI's taxonomy places the organism in Eukaryota, Viridiplantae, Streptophyta, Magnoliopsida, Poales, Bromeliaceae. The transcript has a single exon. The record is from RefSeq and is a predicted model, not a curated record. Gene Ontology annotation, biological process: regulation of DNA-templated transcription. The coding region runs from base 1 to 924 and encodes 307 amino acids.